CCGGUAUCCAAACAUGAAGGUCCUGAACAGAGACGAGCUGCAGGUCGCUGAAGGAGUUCUGCUCAAACACUUACCGAAGAGUUAUAAGGGUUUGAUGUUUUCCAAGGGUCUUCUGGCAGAAGAGUGAACCACAAAGUCUAUACUUCGGUGCAUCUGUAUUUGCCAGACACCAACCAUCUCCACAUGUCAACGUAUGACAGGCAACAGAAACAAGAUGUGGAAGGUCGCUUUGACUGUCCUUGCGGCCGCUUUGGCCGUUGGGUAUGGGACCCGGUCGGGGGCUUGACAGACGCUGAUAUCAACAAUGAAGACGUGCAAAACGCUCUCCACUUCGCCGUCAUCCAACACAACAGAGACAGCAACGACUUGUAAAUCAGGCAAGUGGUAGAAGUGAUCAAGGUUCAGUCACAGGUGGUCGCUGGCAUGAAGUACGUCAUAACUGUGAAGAUGGUAAAGACCCCUUGCAGAAAGUAUGGCGUCGAUCAAGUGUGUGCAAUCCACACAGAUCAGGCAAAGUUUCAGCCCUACCAGUGCACAUUCGAAGUGUGGAGCCGCCCAUGGCUUAAUUCCAUUGAGUUACUGAAGAAUGAAUGCCAACACUGA
Molecule: messenger RNA, 603 nt
Organism: Maylandia zebra (zebra mbuna)
Lineage: Eukaryota; Metazoa; Chordata; Actinopteri; Cichliformes; Cichlidae
Product: cystatin
Cellular component (GO): vesicle; cytoplasm
Molecular function (GO): cysteine-type endopeptidase inhibitor activity
Source: RefSeq, a predicted model, not a curated record